CCCUCCUCACUGAUCUUUAAAAGCUGCAGGGAACACACGGACACACGCACACUCGCUCAUUCACCUGCUUCCAGUAAAGAUGUUCUGCAGACGGGCAUGGCAGAGAGUCGGGCCGCUGGCACGCAAGGUCUUCGGACCCACAUCCAGAAAUCCUCCAGUGCGACACAUGGCCUUUGGGAUUCCUGGAGGCUCCACCAACAUGACGUACUAUCUUCUGGGUGGAGGAGGUCUCACUGCUGCUAUUGUCUAUGCUUAUAAGUCAGUGAGUGGUGAAGGUGUGCGCCCUGAAGACAAACUGGCAGACAUGGGCUCCCCAGCAAAGGCUGAGGUAACAGCUCCUGCACCCGAAGCCGCCCCAGUUGAGGAGGCAGCCGCCGAGUCUGUUCCCGCUCCGGUAGAGGCGGAGGCCGCUGCCGAGGUGGUCGUUACUGAGGCUCCAGCAGAGCCAGCGGCCGCUGAAGAAGCUGCCCCACCUGCAGAGGCUGUCCCUGAAGCUGCUUCAGAAGUUGCUGCCGAAGCUGAGGUGGUCGCAGCAGAAGCAGUCGAGGCCCCCGCAGUCGAGGCCCCCGCAGUCGAGGUUGUCACAGCAGAAGCAGUCGAGGUGGUCACACCAGAGGUGGCCGAAGCUGCCACAGCAGAGGUGGCCGAAGCUGCCACAACAGAAGCGGCCGAGGCCCCAGCAGCUGAGGCACCCGCAACAGAAGCCCCAGUAACGGAAGCCCCUGCAGAAGAGAGCACUGGCUAUCACUCCCUGUUCUCCUUUCCCACUUCAGAGUCUCUGCCAGAUCUGCUCACAGCUGUGAAGAUCUUGGCCGGCUCCACAGUUGAGAUCGCAGCAGCUUCUGUUGCUGAGAAGAGUCUGGUGAACUCUGUCCAACUAAUAGAAGAUGGAAAAGGUCUGGACUCCACCCUGGUGGUGGUGGAACCAGAAGUCAUGGAAGCUACCACAGAGGUGGUAUCUAAGGAAGCAGCUGAGGAGGCAGCUAAUGUAAUGAUCGAGGAGGAGCAGAAGACUCCAGAGGCUGGUGAACAUGAGGCAGUGGCUGAUGUGGAAGUAGCAGAAGCUCCAUCUGCUGAAGAGGGGAUGACGGAGGAGACUCCUGCUGCAGCAGAGGAGGAAGAGGGAGCAACUGUAUCUCCUCCAGAGGAAGCUGAUGCUUUGGUAGAGGAGGUGGGAGAAGUCAGCGCUGAGGAUCAGGCGCCAGGCCCUGAAGCUGCUCCAGAGGAAGCUGUCUCUUCUACAGAGGCCUCACCUGGAGAUACACCUGAGGACAUUUCACCUCAUGAAGCCUGUGGGGAAAACGCUGCAUCAGAGGCCUCACCUGGAGAGGCAGCUGAAGAUUUUUCACCUGCUGAAGCCUGUGUGGAAGAAGAUGCAUCAGAGGCCAUUUCCCCCACUGAGGCCUAUGUGGAAGAAGAUCCAUCAGAGGCCUCACCUGAGGUUACAGCUGAGGACAUUUCCCCCGCUGAAGCAUCUGUAGAGGAAGCUGCAUCAGAGGCCUCACCUGAAGAUGCAGCUGCUGAGGCCACCACCACUGCAGAAGCUGCUCCACUGAAUGAGAAGUCACCAGGCGAGAUGACACCUGCUGUUGAAACAAUGGAUGAAGCCUCAGCAGAGGACACAGAUGAAAUGGUGUCCACACACAGUGAAGCUGCAGCAGUCAUGGACACGGCUCAGCUGGCCGCAGCCUCCACAGCAGGGGAUCUGGAAGUUCUUUCUGCUGCUGAACCAGAAUCUGCAUCAGAGGGUCCAGCACAUGAGGAGAAGGUGCCAGCCACUGCUUUAGAAGAGGAGCUGGUCAGUGAGGGAGCAGCGGAUAUAACGCAUGUGACCAUGGAGGUGGUGUCAGUCGUGGGAGGACAAAGUAAGAACACGCAUGCUGCCAGUCUUGGAGUUUUUGAUCACCCCAUACCUAUUUUACCAUUACCUUUUAAAUCACCUAGUAUAUUCAUCUUGGUUUGUUAAAUCUAAGGCAGGGAAAUCAGUACAGUACCAUUAAAUAAUGAACUGGGAAUUGUUUGGGUUGGGAAAUAUCCUCGAUCCAAUCAGAAAUGGCCGGACUAUCUUGAAAUGUUAAAAUUUCACAGCAGUCAAAUUGUGAUGUUUCUUCACUCAAACAAGCUUGC
Pleuronectes platessa (European plaice) is the source of this 2127-nucleotide messenger RNA. RefSeq names its product mitochondria localized glutamic acid rich protein b (gene mgarpb). The record is from RefSeq and is a predicted model, not a curated record. Lineage: Eukaryota; Metazoa; Chordata; Actinopteri; Pleuronectiformes; Pleuronectidae. The coding region runs from base 80 to 1966 and encodes 628 amino acids. The transcript has 5 exons.